UUAAAGCCCCUCAUCUCCCCUCAGUGUGAAGGCAGGGCACCGGGGAGGACGGGUCGGAGUGGCCUGUGCAAGGCCGGGCAGAGCGGGAGCGGGGCGAGAGAAAACCUUCUCUCGGUUUAUCACGUAUGGCUCUAUAGGAGAAAUCAUCUCUGGGAAUAUAGUGGAAAGGACGGAGCUGGUAUAAACUGAAGGCGCCCGUGUUUAAUUCACACUUGUGGGUGCCCAGCAUGGAGAUGCAGAGAUGGUCCACGAAGUGGAAAACGAGAAGGUGGCCCUGGGACUCGGCUGUAACCGUGCUCAUCACCUUCGCUUUCCUUCUCCAGGCUGCAGAGGUCAGAGGAGCUGAACCCGUUGAUGUGCUAAAAGCAUUAGAAUUUCACAAUUCUCCAGAAGGAGUAACAAGAACAGCAGGAUUUUGCACAAACAGAAGGAAUUCAAAAGGAUCAGAUGUUGCUUACAGAGUUUCAAAAACUGCCCAGCUGAGUGCCCCAACGAAGCAGCUGUACCCAGUUGGAGGUUUUCCAGAAGAUUUUUCAAUAUUAAUGACAGUAAAACCUAAAAAGGGUAUUCAGUCCUUCCUUUUGUCUAUCUACAAUGAACAAGGAAUUCAGCAAGUAGGUGUUGAAGUUGGUAGAUCCCCUGUCUUCCUGUUUGAAGACCAAAAUGGAAAACCUGCUCCAGAAGACUAUCCUCUUUUCAGAACAGUCAACAUCGCUGAUGGCAAGUGGCAUCGAGUUGCUAUCAGUGUGGAGAAAAAGAGUGUUACAAUGAUUGUUGACUGUAACAAAAAAACUACAAAGCCACUUGACAGAAGUGACAAAACAGUUGUGGACACCAAUGGCAUCACUGUCUUUGGAACCAGGAUUCUGGAUGAAGAAGUUUUUGAGGGUGAGAUCCAGCAGCUGUUGAUUAUAGCUGAUCCCAGAGCUGCAUUUGACUAUUGUGAGCAUUAUAGCCCAGACUGUGACUCCCCAGUGCCCAAUGCUGCUCAGGCUCAAGAUCCUCGAGUUGAUGAGUACACACCAGAAGAUUUUAUCGAAUAUGACUAUGAGUAUGGGGAUGCAGAUUAUAAAGAAACUGAUUCUGUAACAGAGGGACUCCCAUUGUUCGAAGAGACAGUAGCACAAACAGAGGCCAACGUUAUUGAUGGAUUUCAAGAUUAUAGCAUAGCUGAAAAUGACUAUGGGCCCCAGACAGAAGCUCCCUCGAGAACUACUGAAGCAAAUGAGCAAAAUCCUGUUGAAGAAGUAUUUGCUGAAGAAUACAUAACUGGAGAGGAUUAUGAUAAAAAAACUGAGGCAACUGAAUAUGGAAGCAGAGGAGUAGACCUCAGUGAAUCUGAUCUGCUGGUAGAUGGAGAUUUAGGAGAAUAUGAUUUUUAUGAAUAUAAAGAAUAUGAAGAGAAACCAACUGAUUCCACUAAUGAGGAGUUUGGUCCAGGUGUUCCUGCAGAGACCGAUAUCACAGAAACAAGCGUGACAGGACAUGGGGCUUAUGGAGAAAAAGGCCAAAAGGGAGAGCCAGCUGUGAUUGAACCUGGUAUGCUCAUUGAAGGACCACCGGGACCAAGAGGACCUGCUGGUCUUACAGGUCCCCCAGGUCUACAAGGUCCUGUUGGUCCUCCAGGUGACCCUGGUGAAAGGGGUCCACCUGGUCGCCCUGGUCUUCCUGGUGCUGAUGGUUUAGCAGGUCCCCCAGGUACCAUGUUAAUGCUGCCGUUCCGCUUUGGUGGAGAUGGUGAGAAGGGCCCAACAAUCUCAGCUCAGGAAGCUCAAGCACAAGCUAUUCUUCAGCAAGCUAGGAUUGCUAUGAGAGGUCCACCUGGUCCUAUGGGACUCACUGGAAGACCAGGUCCUGUGGGUGGACCUGGGGCAGCAGGUGCUAAAGGUGAAAGUGGUGAACCAGGUCCCCAGGGUCCUCGUGGUGUCCAAGGUGCCCCCGGUCCAAGUGGAAAAGCUGGCAAAAGGGGACGUCCUGGAGCUGAUGGUGCCAGAGGAAUGCCAGGAGAACCUGGUGCAAAGGGUGACAGAGGAUUUGAUGGUCUUCCUGGCCUCCCUGGUGACAAAGGUAACCGGGGAGACCGUGGCCCACAGGGACCUCCUGGCCUACCUGGUGAAGAUGGAUCAAGAGGAGAAGAUGGGGAAGUUGGACCAAGAGGUCUCCCAGGUGAAGCUGGUCCCCGGGGAUUGCUGGGCCCCAGAGGAACACCUGGGCCCCCUGGACAACCUGGCAUUGCAGGUAUUGAUGGACCUUCAGGCCCAAAGGGAAACAUGGGUCCUCAAGGGGAACCAGGACCUCCUGGUCAGCAAGGAAUUCCAGGCCCACAAGGGCUUCCUGGUCCUCAAGGUCCUAUUGGACCUCCUGGUGAAAAAGGACCACAGGGCAAGCCUGGCCUCCCUGGCCUUCCCGGUUCUGAUGGGCCUCCUGGUCACCCUGGCAAAGAGGGUCAGUCUGGAGAUAAAGGGGCAUUGGGGCCUCCAGGUCCUCAGGGUCCAAUUGGAUAUCCAGGUCCUCGUGGUGUAAAGGGUGCUGAUGGUGUACGUGGACUCAAGGGAUCCAAAGGUGAAAAGGGUGAAGAUGGUUUUCCAGGAUUUAAAGGUGACAUGGGUCUUAAAGGUGACCGGGGAGAAAUUGGUCAGCCAGGUCCACGAGGAGAAGAUGGCCCAGAAGGUCCAAAAGGUCGAGCAGGUCCAUCUGGGGACCCAGGUGCUGCUGGUCCAGCUGGGGAAAAGGGUAAGCUUGGUGUACCCGGACUGCCAGGAUAUCCAGGAAGACAAGGUCCAAAGGGCUCAACUGGUUUCCCAGGAUUUCCAGGUGCCAAUGGAGAGAAAGGUGCAAGGGGAUUGCAUGGCAAACCAGGACCCAGAGGACAGCGAGGACCAACAGGUCCAAGAGGCUCAAGAGGUCCCAGAGGUCCCACUGGUAAACCAGGUCCAAAGGGCACUUCAGGCAAUGAUGGUCCUCCUGGCCCACCAGGCGAAAGGGGACCGCAAGGGCCUCAGGGGCCUGUUGGAUUCCCUGGACCGAAGGGACCUCCAGGUCCACCUGGAAAAGAUGGCUUGCCUGGGCACCCAGGACAGCGGGGUGAAACUGGUUUUCAAGGAAAAACUGGUCCUCCUGGUCCUGGUGGUGUUGUUGGCCCUCAGGGUCCUACUGGUGAGACUGGACCGAUUGGUGAAAGAGGCCAUCCAGGUCCUCCUGGUCCCCCAGGUGAACAAGGCCUCCCAGGUGCUGCAGGAAAAGAAGGUGCUAAGGGUGAUCCAGGCCCUCAAGGCAUUCCUGGUAAAGAUGGACCAGCAGGUCUUCGGGGUUUCCCUGGAGAGAGAGGCCUUCCAGGUGGUCAGGGUCCAGCUGGUCUGAAAGGAGGGGAAGGUCCACAGGGUCCACCUGGCCCAAUGGGCUCGCCAGGAGAGCGUGGAGCCGCGGGCACUGCUGGUCCCAUCGGUCUGCCCGGCCGCCCUGGCCCCCAGGGGCCCCCGGGCCCCGCCGGAGAGAAGGGUGCUCCUGGUGAAAAAGGUCCCCAAGGUCCAGCUGGACGUGAUGGAAUACAGGGUCCUGUAGGACUUCCUGGUCCUGCUGGUCCUAGUGGUUCUCCUGGAGAAGAUGGUGACAAGGGUGAAAUUGGUGAACCAGGUCAGAAAGGAAGUAAAGGUGACAAAGGAGAAAACGGUCCUCCGGGUCCACCAGGUCUGCAGGGUCCCGUUGGAGCCCCGGGUAUAGCUGGAGGUGAUGGAGAGCCAGGCCCAAGAGGUCAGCAAGGGAUGUUUGGCCAAAAAGGUGACGAAGGUCCUCGAGGCUUCCCUGGGCCCCCAGGCCCUAUUGGCUUACAGGGUCUGCCUGGCCCACCAGGUGAAAAAGGUGAAAAUGGUGAUGUGGGCCCAAUGGGUCCACCUGGCCCACCAGGUCCAAGAGGUCCCCAGGGUCCUAACGGAGCUGAUGGUCCCCAAGGCCCCCCAGGCUCAAUUGGCUCUGUUGGAGGUGUUGGUGAAAAGGGUGAGCCUGGAGAAGCUGGUAACCCUGGACCUCCUGGAGAAUCUGGAACAGCUGGUCCCAAAGGUGAAAGGGGAGAAAAAGGUGAAGCUGGUCCGCCUGGAGCAGCCGGACCACCAGGUGCUAAAGGACCUCCAGGUGAUGAUGGGCCUAAGGGUAACCCAGGCCCAGUUGGUUUUCCUGGUGAUCCUGGUCCCCCUGGGGAACCUGGUCCAGCUGGUCAGGAUGGUGUUGGUGGAGAGAAGGGUGAAGAUGGUGAUCCUGGUCAACCUGGUCCACCAGGUCCUUCAGGUGAAGCUGGCCCACCUGGUCCUCCUGGGAAAAGAGGACCUCCUGGAGCAACGGGUGCUGAAGGCAGACAAGGUGAAAAAGGUGCAAAGGGUGAACCUGGUGCAGAAGGGGCUCCUGGAAAAACAGGGCCAGUUGGUCCACAGGGCCCUGCAGGAAAACCUGGCCCAGAGGGUCUCCGGGGCAUUCCUGGCCCUGUGGGAGAACAAGGUAUGCCUGGAGCACCAGGUCAGGAUGGCCCUCCUGGACCUCUGGGCCCACCUGGCUUGCCUGGACUGAAAGGAGACCCAGGCUCCAAAGGAGAGAAGGGACAUCCUGGUUUGAUUGGCCUGAUUGGACCUCCAGGAGAACAGGGUGAAAAGGGUGAUAGGGGUCUUCCUGGCCCACAGGGAUCUCCUGGAGCCAAGGGUGAUGCAGGAAUUUCUGGUCCUGCUGGUCCACUUGGACCACCUGGUCCUCCUGGAUUACCUGGUCCCCAGGGUCCCAAAGGUUCCAAAGGAUCCAGUGGUCCUGCUGGUCAGAAGGGUGACAGUGGCUUACCUGGUCCACCUGGUCCUCCAGGCCCUCCAGGUGAGGUAAUCCAGCCACUGCCAAUUCAGUCACCCAAGAAGACAAGAAGAUCUCCUGACUAUAUGCUAUCUGAUGCUGGUGAUAAUAUUCUGGAUUAUUCGGAUGGCAUGGAGGAGAUCUUUGGCUCCCUGAAUUCACUGAAGCAAGAUAUUGAGCACAUGAAGUUUCCAAUGGGCACUCAGAACAACCCGGCCCGGACCUGCAAAGAUCUGCAGCUCUGCCACCCAGAGUUCCCCGACGGGGAAUAUUGGAUUGAUCCUAACCAGGGCUGUUCUGGAGACUCCUUCAAAGUAUACUGCAAUUUCACAGCAGGUGGGGAAACUUGCAUCUACCCAGAUAAGAAAUCUGAAGGAGUUAGAAUUUCAUCAUGGCCAAAGGAGAAUCCAGGAUCUUGGUUUAGUGAAUUUAAGCGAGGCAAACUUCUUUCCUAUUUGGAUGUUGAAGGCAAUUCCAUUAACAUGGUCCAAAUGACAUUCCUUAAACUACUGAGUGCCUCUGCCAGACAAAAUUUCACUUACAACUGUCACCAGUCUGUAGCCUGGCACGACGCACCCUCUGACAGCUAUGACAAAGCACUAAGGUUCUUAGGAUCCAAUGAUGAAGAAAUGUCUUAUGACAACAAUCCUUACAUCAAAGCUCUCCAUGAUGGCUGUGCAUCAAGAAAGGGCUAUGCAAAGACGGUGCUGGAAAUCAACACGCCCAAGAUAGACCAAGUGCCCAUAGUUGAUGUGAUGAUCAAUGACUUUGGUGAUCAGAACCAGAAGUUUGGAUUUGAGGUCGGUCCUGUCUGCUUCCUCGGUUAAGCUUAAGACAAAAUCAGAUCAACACAAAUGUUGCACUUUGGUGCUACCAACCCACUUCAUGCCACAUGCAAGUUUUGAAUAAGGAUGGCAUAGAAAAUGUCUUGCUGUGUAUGUAUGUCUUAUCUAGAAAGUAAUUGUUGCCCUUGUAGGGCCAGAAUCACAUGACUUAAACUUAUUUUGCAAAGAUGCUGUGGCACAGACAGACAACAUAGGGCUCACUUCAGGAACACCCCCUUUGGAUUCCUUUGGUGCUGUAAAAAAACCAACCACAAUGGUGCUCCUUCCAUUACAACAAAGAGGUGUUUAGAAAGUGUUUAAUAUAAACUGUAAUUAUUCUAUGUACAAUACUAUACUGUGAUUUCUCUGUCCACUUCCAAAACUUGCAUGUGUCUCUGAAUUGCAUCUGGCUUUUAUUUUACAAUUACAAACUACAUUGUCAAUACUGUGUAUGUAUUCUGAAAAAAUAAAACUGUAAUUGCCAGUGAAGCCAAUUCCAUUUCUGAUUAAUAAUAAAAUCCCUUUGUAUAUAUUGUUGUUGAAGAGCUUUGUUAUUUGAAGUCGCCAGUAAAAUUAAGGUGGCAAAACUGGAAGAUCUCGAGCAGCACACUCAAACAACUCUUUUCUGCUGAUAUCACUCUGUGACAAUGAAUUUAGAUAAUGAAAUGAAAGCACUUUCAAAGGUGCUGUGUUCCAUGGUGCUAUACCUCAGACUUUAUAUUUUCUAUUCUAAUUCCAUAAUUUCAUAAGAUAACUGUAUAUACCUAAAAUAAACAAAUUUAUAUUUUUGGGUGGGGAAAAUAUGUAAGAAAAAACCAAACUUCUGUGUAAGAGAACUGUUUAAAAUCUGUGAAAUAAAUUAGUCAUAUAGCUAUUUUUUUUAAUCUCAUCUGGAUUUGUUUCCAUUGUGCUUAUUUGGGCUACAUAAGUAUAAAAACUGGAUUUGAAACAGUUAUUUAUGGAUUUUUUUAAGUGUUUACUUAGAUGUUUGUGUAAGCAAUGAUGGAUGUUUUCUUCCUGAACUGGCUACUAACGGUUUCACAGAAUAGUCUAUACGAUAUUUGCCCGUCCCAUUAAUAUGAAUUACUUUUCUUACUGUCACUCCACCUGAAGGCCAGGGAUGCAAUAUGUCUAGGUCAUGUGAUUCUACACAGUUGCUAAGCAACAGCAACAGACGAGGGACUGCUUCCUAAAGAGCUGUCUUUGACCCAAACCUUACAUUUCACUAUUCAAAGCUCACCAAAAAACAUGUUGGUUUGGCCUUCCCUCUGAACAUUUUAUUCAGGUAGUUGGAAGUAGAAAUUACAUUUUAGCUUUACAACACAAAUCCUUUUGUAAUUAUUUUUCAUAAUAUAUGUAAGACUUGAAAAGAAAUGUUUGUUUCUAUUUCUUAUAAAUUGUUAAAUUAAAUAGUACUAGUUUCUGCUGGCUCGUUUCCAACUGGUAUUUUCUUAUGCACGUUUAUACAUGUAAAAGUGAGAUUCCAAAAGUCAUCUUCUUGCUGUUCAUAUUUUCUUUUAUUUUUGAACCAAAGUUUGUAACUGUCACCUCAAAGAGGUAAAUACAAAUUUUAUUAAUAAAAUCAAGUCUUGUUUAUCUGGA
Messenger RNA from Poecile atricapillus (Black-capped chickadee), 7250 nucleotides. It is a transcript of the gene COL11A1, whose product is annotated as collagen type XI alpha 1 chain. The transcript has 67 exons. The coding region runs from base 228 to 5651 and encodes 1807 amino acids. NCBI's taxonomy places the organism in Eukaryota, Metazoa, Chordata, Aves, Passeriformes, Paridae. Gene Ontology annotation, molecular function: extracellular matrix structural constituent. The record is from RefSeq and is a predicted model, not a curated record.